AUGGCCUGUGUCGAGCACCUCCGUAAAGUCUGGAACAAUGGCCACAACGGCAGUGAGUCCCCCGACUACUUUGGAUGGGGCAACCAUGACGCGAACGUCCUGGGCGGCGACAUUGAGGUCGUCGAGGCCUGGCCCGGACACGCAAAGUGCACCAUGGUCAUCAAGGAGCGUCACUUGAACGGCGGUAACAUCGUCCACGGCGGCUGUAUCAUGACUCUCGUGGACGACAUGACAUGGCUCGUGCUCCAGACGCUGGGAUACCCCGUCAUCCCGUCCGUCUCCACCAACCUGUCGGGCGAGUUUGUGCGGCCGUGCGGUACCCUCGGCGACGAGCUCACCAUCGUCUCCGAGGCCGUCAAGAAGGGCAGCCGCCUCGGCUUCCUCCGCGUCACAUUCUACGUAAAGGGCCAGGUGUGCGCGUUUGGCUCGCAGACCGUCGCGCUCCUGCCCACCCGGCGCCGGACAACGCACACGUUCACCGCCGACGGCAAGGAGCUCGUGCCCGUCGAGGAGGCUGAAGUGGCUUCGCGGUUGUAG
This is a messenger RNA of Apiotrichum porosum, 537 nucleotides long. RefSeq lists its product as uncharacterized. The record is from RefSeq and is a predicted model, not a curated record. The transcript is spliced from 7 exons. NCBI's taxonomy places the organism in Eukaryota, Fungi, Basidiomycota, Tremellomycetes, Trichosporonales, Trichosporonaceae. Gene Ontology annotation, molecular function: fatty acyl-CoA hydrolase activity. Bases 1 to 537 code for a protein of 178 amino acids.